Saccostrea cuccullata (small rock oyster) is the source of this 839-nucleotide messenger RNA. RefSeq names its product complement C1q-like protein 3. Bases 18 to 839 code for a protein of 273 amino acids. The record is from RefSeq and is a predicted model, not a curated record. Lineage: Eukaryota; Metazoa; Mollusca; Bivalvia; Ostreida; Ostreidae. The transcript has 2 exons. Gene Ontology annotation, molecular function: protein binding.
CCUAAAUUUUGACGAGAAUGGCUUUUAAUGUGGAAUUUUUAUUAAUUCUUUGCAUGAUGACGUUUGCACAGUCUAAGUCAAUAGAAGACGAAGAAAACAAUGCUUUCCUGUUGAAAAUUAUUGAAAAGCACGAGCGAAUGAUAGCACGUCUUGAAGAGAAAAUAGACAAACAGGACAGACGGAUUUUUGAGCUUGAGAAAAAUUGUGCGCCUCACUCACUAAAACUUUCAAAAACAUUCCGUGAAGAUUCCAAAAGUUCAUCUCAAAGUGCAAUAUUGAUAAAUGAAUCGGGAAAAGAGGGAAGUUUAAAGAACAGUUUCCUUCGAUCAGUAUCCCAGAGGAAUAAAAGCAAAAGUAUCAAAACGUUGGAAGGCAAGAAAGAGCGGCCCCGAAGGUUACUUCUGGGGUCAACUACAGCCCCAUCAGUAGAAGACUCCGGGGCGGUAGGAUUUUAUGCAUAUCUUGGAGCUCAUGAUUCAACACCGGCAGCCAAUAAAAUGAUUAAGUUUGACUCUAUUAAAGUUAAUGUUGGUAACGCUUACAAUCCCUUCAGUGGCGUCUUCACCAUUCCCGAGGCCGGAGUCUAUGUGUUUUCUUGGACAAUCGAAUGUGAUGGCGGUGGAAGCAUUUUCACCCAAAUAGUUAAAAAUAACGAAUUUUUCGGUUCUAUCGCAUCCGAUAGUACCCAGGAAUCAGAAUAUCGCAUGUCCACGGGCGUGGCCCUGACCUUGGCGAAUAAAGGCGAUAUUGUUUUUGUUCGCGUCAAUUAUGUUCAUGGUUCCAGAAUUCACAGCUCUAAUGAGGCGCGCUCUUCCUUUAGUGGCUGGAAAUUAAACUGA